Endocarpon pusillum Z07020 is the source of this 1206-nucleotide messenger RNA. RefSeq lists its product as uncharacterized. Lineage: Eukaryota; Fungi; Ascomycota; Eurotiomycetes; Verrucariales; Verrucariaceae. The record is from RefSeq and is a predicted model, not a curated record. The coding region runs from base 1 to 1206 and encodes 401 amino acids. The transcript has 6 exons.
AUGAGUGAAGCUAUUAAGAUGGACAUGAAGAAUGGGAGACGCAAUCGUGGAAACCCGCCGAAGAUCAAGUUUACCGAGCGCCAUGAUACCCCGGCCUUCUGUCUAGUCAAAGCGAUUUGCGGAAUAGCAUUCAAGGAUGGUGCCUUCGUAAGUGAAUGGAUCCGUGAACCCGAGGAUAUCUAUGGAAUCAAAAUCCCCGAUCGCCUUCAAUCCGUGCCCAUUAAAUGGGCUGCGGAGUGGAAACAAACUCCCGUGUUCCGUCGGACGGUUCGUGAUGUGAAAGGAAACCUUGAGACCUCACCAACACUGGCCACACAAUACCAUCAGAUGGCAAAUUGGAAUCUGCGGCUGGGAAAAUCGUUUGGAUUGAAGGAACCAUUUGAAUUUAAGACGCUUCGUCGUGCAGCUGCAGCGGUGCUUCCUGAGGGAGUCCGUAGCCAGGCGAUGGGCCAUGUGAAUGGUUCAAUCCACGAACGCAGCUACCGGAACGAGGUUGUUGACACUGACAUUGUGUCUGCCUUCCUUGAAACACCAUCAGAUAAAUCAACCAUGAAGCUGAUCGGCCACACGUCUCUUACACGAGAUCCUAACGCCCCUACCAAGCCUACACCUGCACACCGCCAUCAAGUGCAAGAAGACACCGAAAUUAUCGAGGCUAGAAGAAUGCUUGAUUCCCAAACGCAGACCAUCAUAAAUCGCUAUCGCUCGCUUGCACAAGCGACAAGGAAUGCUCAACACGAUCUGAAAUUACAAGCAGAACUUGACCAUCAUGCUCAAUUAAAACGAGAACAUAAUGCCCUUUUUAAGCGAAAGCUAAGGGCAGUCUUUGAACAAUCACGGAAGCAAUAUUUUGAGACUCUUGGAGUGAUCUGCCUUCAGAAUCAGCACACAGGCAACCCAGAACCCCCCAGGCCUGAUGAACAGCCAUUCCGCUUCCUUGAACGUGAGGAUCUUAUAAGACUACUCUUCCCCCGGUCUCUGCCUACAUCUCCUCAACAGCAGGUGGAAAAUAGUUCUAAGAUCAUCAGACUGAUCAGCACCUUCGCUAUCACGCCGAGCCGUUUACCUGUCCCCACCCCUCUUUUUCUCUGGCGGGACUUCGACUUGAGGAUCACGACCGUUUCAAGAGUCAUGCUCUGCAGGUACACCAAAUUGUACACUGCUCUUGAGCCACUGUUGGCAUCGAUAGACAAUCCUUGUCAUUAA